AUGCUGCUUCGCACCCUCCCCCGCGGGAUGAACCCUACAACCGUCCCCGCGACGCCCGAACGCCGCGGGCGUCUCCUACGCAAACCCGCAUUUCUAUCCCGACGCACCCGCUCUCGCUCAGAGAACACUCCUAUUCUGCCUACACUCCCAGCUCUACCUGCCGCCUUUCCCAUGUCUACCGCGAAACCCACAGCGCGCCGGCAACCUUGUGUUGCAUUGCUCAACGAGGUCGACGAAGAUGCUGUUAUCGUUACAGCUCUGGACGAGCUGCCCUUUUGCUGUCACGCCGAUCUCAUCUUGAUGCCACAUACCGCCCUCGAAGACGUUGCCGACGUGCUCAACUCGCGCUUGCCGUUAGCCCUGCAGAUCAACAAACGCAUGGGCGACCAGCACGUACGGAGCGCUAUCGAGCUGUUGGUCGGGCUGAGGGAGGUUGGGACCUCCCCGCUCCUGAACGCACCUACGACCAACAUACGCCUUGGCGUUCAACUUCAUCAGGUCCAACCGGGACCGGACGUAUUGGAGGGACCUGAAUCGCCUCUGGCUGGGAGAAGCUUCGUACCGGGCACCUUACGGGCUGUCAGCGAGGACUCUCGUGAGAGCAUCGGUUCUGUGAGCGGACCAGAGGACGAAGGGAUCGUCGACGUGGGUAGCGCGGUCAUGCAACCGCUACCGCUACGCCCUUCCAAGAAACGCAAGAUCAGCCCCAGUAUCGUUGCUUACAACUGGGACCCGCCCUCGUCCUUCGAUGAUAUAUGCGAGCGUGAUGAGCUGCCCCCACGACCUCGUAGCCCAAAACGUGCACGUCUUGAUGAUGCGUUCGAAGACGACGAGGCGGAGACGAUGGAGUGCAUAUUCACCCGACCUGAGAAGCCACGGUUACUCGGUGCAGGCUUUCCCUCUUCGCCGAUGCGCGACCCUCGGUCGUCGGGAUCAGAGGUGUCACCAGCUUGUCGCGCUACAAGCUCUUCAUAUAUAGGUGACUCUCUUGGGGAGCUGGCCAUGGCUCUAGGUGCUCUGAGUCUACCUUCUGAUGUUAGCAUGGCUUCCGCCGUGACUGUCCCCGAAGCUCUAUCCUUAUAG
Peniophora sp. CBMAI 1063 is the source of this 1083-nucleotide messenger RNA. Lineage: Eukaryota; Fungi; Basidiomycota; Agaricomycetes; Russulales; Peniophoraceae. The record is from the annotation of a GenBank genome assembly.